AAGCACAAGCACCGUGACAGGGUUCGCACACACGUUCCACGACUCGUGCCUUUCCAAAGAGGACAGCCUCGUCACCCUCGGGGAGGACACGAGCGAAGGGAACAAGGGGAGCGACGUUUGCGCUCGCGAGAGACUCUGCGGACUCCGAGAUCUAAUGUCCGGGGGUAAAAAUUCCGGAGUAAAAAUUAAGUGUCGCGCGUGUCAUCCGGCCGAUCGCCAGCGGUGAGCGAAUGCGAUCGCUCGUCGGGGGUGGUGGUCAGGAAUGCGAUCGCGAGGACGUUUGACGCGCCGCCGGAAGCAAUCUGAUUGCGGUGAAUGUGCUGCUCUCGAUUCGCGCGGACGGUGGGCGUCGUCGCGCAUUAAUCGCGAUGAUGGUGAUCGAUUGACGCCGCUUUAUCCGGUAGAUCUGUCGGCUCGAGGUCGCUCGUGCGACGAUAAUACGUGACUUCGCACCGGGGCGAUCGGUGAUCGCCAAUCGCGACUUGGCCCGUAUGGAUUAACGAACAGUGAGUCACCGUAUUCGACGGCCAGUGAAAGGAAAGCGGAGCGAGUUGUGCUGGAUAUCAUUUUUGGCUCCGUCGGCGCUCGAGUUCGUCGGAGACAAAGCUUGAAAACGGACGAGGAUCCCUACGGAAGCGUCGCAAAGAUCACGACGGGUCUGUCACGUGACAAAAUAGUUGGUUUCCAGUCUAGUUUGCAAUCGACGACGAGAGAAUGACAGAGGAUUGAAGAGCGCGCCGCGGGAGACAUCAUCGACAUCGGUUUACCUCGCAAGCGACGGAGUAAAUCGUUGCGAACAACGUGUUCAUCAUAGUCUCCCUUCAAGGACAAGUGGUCGACACCCUUGAAAACGGACUAUGUCCGGUGUUAUUAUCGGCCGUCGUGCGUGCCAUCGGUACCGUAAGCAGGGUGCCAGACGGACCGACCUGCCUUGAUUCUAGAAGAGGAGGCUGGCAAUUUUCUGACGCGACAGCUGGCUUUGAGCGGUAUCAGCAGCAGCCGCCGGCAAGAUGCCGGAGAAGGAGGUCGCUUAUCAGGAGGCAUUCCCGUUGCUGCCGCCACCACCGCCACCGCAUCACCCGCACUCGGCCUUCCACGCGACCUUAUAUUCGCACCCUCAUCCGGCGCCUCCGCCACCGUUUCAUCCGCAUCAUGGACCGCCGCCCCCGCCGCAUCCGGCCACGGCCUGGGAGCAUCACGCGGCUGCGGCGGCCGCGGCCGCCGCGGCCGUUGCCUUCCAUGCACCACCACCUCACCCAUUAUCCGGCAGCACCGCGAUCGGAACAUCCGGUAACGGCAGUGGUAGCAACGGUAACAACGCCGGCGGGGGUGGCGGCGGAGGAGGUGGAUCUGCCGGCAACGGGACUUCCGGCGGUGAUUUCCUACGCAGAAGUCAUCCCCUCUCGGAACAUACGGCCCUGCAUCCCGCGUAUCGGAUCAACUACAUGGACCAUCUUUACCACCAUCUCCAAGCCUCCACGCACAGUCCCAACGCCUCGUUACACGGACUGGGUGGUUUGGCGCCCGAGUAUCUAUUACACGCGACAGGUCCUGCUAGCACUCUUGCUUCGUCCGAAUUCCCAUUCUCUAUCGAUGCAUCGUCGAGAAUAGGAAGCCCGAGAGCCUCGGCAAUCAGAGCAAGUCGGAAAAGAGCGCUGAGCAGUUCGCCAUAUUCAGAUAGAUUUGACAUCGACAGCAUGAUUCGAUUUAGCCCAAACAGUUUAGCAUCCAUCGUGAAUGGUUCGCGAAGUAGUAGUGCAAGUGGAAGUUAUGGACAUCUCUCAGCUGCUAUGAGUCCAGCGUUGGGCAUGCAUCCCGGUAUGACGCCACAUCUGCAGCAGCUACAGGCUCAUCUCUUGAGGAGCGCGGCCGCAGCGGCGCUCUUACCUCACGCGCACCCCCUGCAGCCGCCUGCGCCCCCGCCGCCGCCGCCGCAUCCUCAUUCUCACCCUCAUGCCCAUGGACUAUCCCCCCAUUCGCAAUUGUAUCCCGGCGUGCCGCCCCAUUCCACGUCGUCGACGACCCUGAGCCCGCACGGAGCCGUCGGGGUGCCCCCGAAGAACGAGAGCGUAGAGUCAUGCAGGAAAGCGUCGGAAUCAUCUACUCGCUCGGUGACAGCCGAAGCUGACACCUCGUCAAGACGGACCGCCACCAAAGUCAAAAGGGAACCAGCGACAACUACCACCAAUGCAACCACGACCACCGUCCCACCGACCCAUCCUCAAGGUCUCAGUCCGAGCGAAGACCUCAGAGACGAACCUGGUGACUUUAUCGAAACGAAUUGUCAUUGGCGAGACUGCAGUCUCGAGUUUCCUACACAGGACGAUCUGGUGAAACAUAUCAACACCGAUCAUAUACACGCCAACAAGAAGAGCUAUGUUUGCGGUUGGGAGGAAUGCUCGAGGGAGGAAAAACCCUUCAAAGCUCAGUAUAUGCUGGUCGUACACAUGAGAAGACACACGGGAGAAAAACCUCACAAGUGUACCUUUGAGGGUUGUUUCAAAGCUUAUUCGCGAUUGGAAAAUCUCAAGACUCAUCUCAGGUCUCAUACGGGCGAGAAACCGUAUACUUGCGAAUAUCCAGGCUGCAGCAAAGCUUUCAGUAAUGCCAGCGACAGAGCGAAGCAUCAAAACAGAACGCACUCCAAUGAGAAACCGUACGUCUGCAAAGCUCCUGGUUGCACAAAGAGGUACACGGAUCCGUCGUCUCUGCGAAAGCAUGUCAAGACAGUUCAUGGCGCCGAGUUCUACGCAAAUAAGAAACACAAAGGUGGCGGUGGUGAUGGCGGUGGUAGCGACGAGGCAGGUACAGGCGGUCACAGUCCUAGUAGAAGCGAAGAUCUUCAUCCAAAAACUCCUAGCCUCUCAAGUCCAAGCGUCAAGUCCGAAAGUGAAGCCAAUAGUCCGCCUAGUAUGAUGCAGCAACAGGGCAGCCCAUUGGUAGGCGGUUGUAACGACGAGGUCGCUGGAAUAGGUGCUCUUACCGGCGAUGGAAUCGCUCUUGCCGAAGAGCCGUGGAACGAAGAACCGGAUGAUUUAGAUAUCGCCGAUCUUCCUGUAGCACUACGUGCCAUGGUCGCAGGUGGAAUGGAAUCACAGCAGCAACAAGUGCCAGCGCCUGCGUCGAGAAAUCGUCUGAAAGGAAGAUUGAACGCUAAAGCUAUGCCAAAUAUGCCAAUUGGCGUAGCAAAUGUGCGAGGGAUUCGCGGUGUCGCACUUCAGGGUAAUAUCGGCGAUCUCAAUCGAAGAAUCACCGAUUUGAAAAUGGAGGGCAAUGGUGGCCAGACACGGCAGACGAGUCUGUCCGAUCUCCAGUUAAGAUUGCAACCACUCGGUGAGCCGCGGAGAGAUAGCAGUAGUACUGUCAGCACUUAUUACGGUAGUAUGAAAUCUACAGAUUUCGGUAGUAGAAGGAGUAGCCAAGCAAGUGCUGUUAGUGCUUUAAGAAUGGGUCCUGUGGGACCUGAAAGUUUUUACGAUCCGAUCAGUCCUGGUACAUCUAGAAGAAGUAGUCAGAUGAGUACUACUUCCGGCAGACUCAAUCCACCGAAUCAUCUUCAAGGACCUUACUCGACGAGUAAUCUCGUCGUUCAAACGCAAAAUAUGUCUCUUCAGAAUAUUCAGGCAAUACCAGGCGACUGGAACAAUCCGAGCGGUCAUUGUACGCAACCGUCGAAUGAUCGACGAAUGUCUGAACCUAUUCGCAGUAAUCAGGCCCAAAGGACUUCCCCUCUGAUUCCUCCCAGACCAAGAUCGGCACAAUUGCCUGAAUUGCAGCCUGAGCUUCAUCCCAAUCAAGAGGUGAUCCUGGACGAGAUGGGUGAAGGUGAAAUGGUAGAAAACAAAUUGGUUAUUCCCGAUGAAAUGAUGCAGUAUUUAAAUCAGGUUCAAGCGGGUGGAAAUCAAAGUUAUCGUAGCAGCCCGCUACCUAUUUGUCAAUCGCCGAUAUGCACGAAUAUUUUGCAUUAUCAACGACAGAUGCAACCCAUGUGUAAUUACAAUCAAUCACAUCAACAAAAUUGUUAUCCCACUCAGCAAGUCGCACAGCAAUCUUGUCCGAACUAUUCGAAUUCUUCUGCAUCUUAUGGCCAAUGUCCGAACUCACGUACGACUCAACCUUCGUCGCAGUAUUGUCCGCCACCGAAUUACGGAUCCCAGGUUACUGGAGGUCAAGCAAGUCCAGCCACGACGCAGGUUAUGUCACCGAGUUCUCAUUAUACUUCCACUCAUUUGAGUGAUCAACCACUAACGUCUCCCGCGGCUGGCGCAUUGGCGCCGCAGCACGCACCGCAAAACUUGUCCCAAAACUCCGCUCAACUCACCAGAAAUUGUGUCCAGAAUCAUACACAUCAUGCUUACUAUCCAAAUUAUGGUUGCACUGGUCAAAUUAACGCAAACUGCACCGGCACUGCCGCCAGUCAAGUCAAUCAUCAUUCCAAUCAGACUUGCGUAUCAUCUAAUCACGCGAUGCAAAUACGAUUAACAGCUAACAACUGUCAACAAUUGUCGCCACAUUGCGCGCAGCCGACCGCACCUAUAUCCAAUUCGACCAUUUUCCAUCCGAACACGCAGUGUACGCAGUCUUCCGGUCAGUGCGCGAGGCCUAUGGUAACGCCUAAUAGUCAGAUACCCAACAUGCACUCUGCGCAACAAUCUCCGGUGUCUAAUCAAUGUGGUCCAAUGUCGCCGCAUUGUUCUCAGUUAAAUCUUUCAAAUCAAAGCAAACCGAUAAAUACACUCACUACAAAUCUUCAAAACUGCCAGCAGCCUCAACAAUCGACACCCUGUUUGCAAAUCGCCAAUUGCGUUCAUCCUAAUGGCGUGCAUCGUCAGAUCAAUGACAGUGGUAUUUCGAAAAGAACAUCACCACAGCUUUGCAAUACUCAGCAGACUAAUUGUAGAAUGCAACAGCAACAACAACAACAGACCUGUGCACAUAAUUGUCAAGCGCGCUCAAGUAAUCUUCCGGCUCAUCAACAGUACAAUUGUAAUUGUCCGUGGUCUUACGUAAAUCAAUGUUAUCACGAUCAACAUGGCGGAUCAUUGCCGGAGAUACAGUGCAGGGAUAUUAGUCAAUCGCAGCAGGGCUCGCCGGUGAAGCCGCCUCAAGGCAUGAGACAGGAUUCUUAUCGCAGGACAUUGGAGUACGUUCAACAAUGUAAGAAUUGGUCCGGCAAUGCGCAGACUCACGAAACCAAUGUCUCCAGUUCGACGCAUCCUAUAUCUUUACCGCAACCUUUACCAGCUAGUGCUAAUAUGGUUGUCAAUGACAUGACGUCUUCGCUUAGUUCUUUGCUGGAAGAAAAUAGAUAUUUGCAAAUGAUCCAAUAACCUACUGUAUACUUAUAAGAAAUACGAAUUUAAUUCCAUUAUUAUUCAUUAUUCCAUUAUUAUUCAAUAAAAAAAGUGUUAUAAUUUGCUCCUUGAUAUU
This is a messenger RNA of Camponotus floridanus (Florida carpenter ant), 5430 nucleotides long. It is a transcript of the gene ci, whose product is annotated as transcriptional activator cubitus interruptus. Gene Ontology annotation, biological process: regulation of transcription by RNA polymerase II. The record is from RefSeq and is a predicted model, not a curated record. Bases 1011 to 5330 code for a protein of 1439 amino acids. The transcript has 12 exons. Lineage: Eukaryota; Metazoa; Arthropoda; Insecta; Hymenoptera; Formicidae. Gene Ontology annotation, cellular component: nucleus. Gene Ontology annotation, molecular function: RNA polymerase II cis-regulatory region sequence-specific DNA binding; DNA-binding transcription factor activity, RNA polymerase II-specific.